CCGGUGCGGCGGUGCAACACCGCGCGUGGCUGUUUCCCCCCAACUCUGUUUAUCCGUGUACACGACUGCACUUUCCUCCAGCUAACCCCCCGAAAAUGAACGACAAAUACCCAAAAAUGCGUAAACUAAACUCAUCAAUCGAUAUAAUUCCGAUCCAGGGUGCAAGCAGUGAGGACGGACGUGUGUUCCCCCGAGGGAUGGACGAUCGUCACUUUCCCCGAGAGCAACUGCUCCUGGAGCGUGUCCAGAAGUACCUCUUCGACAACGAGGAUCAGAUAUACAUCGACGUAAACGACAUGGCCGAUAAUCUCCAGAAGCGGUACAGUGAUUACAGAACAAAGAAACGUGGCCCCUUCAGAACAGUAGUGAGACGUGCCUACGACAAGAUAACCGAGAGUAUGUCAAGACAAGAGGACCUAGACGACGUUGAGGUGCAGUCUGACAUCGAGCAGGGCUCGAUCAACAACGAGAUUGUGAAGAUGUACAGUAAAGGAGUUGUGGGUGAUCACAAUGGUAAUUCCAGUGACAAAGAGCUCAUUGACAUCAGCAGUGACGACGACCACGAGGAGAAUCCCCUGUCCCUGAAGCACACAGCGGAGGUGAUGAAGCUACCGAAGAACAUGAUCGUCCACUCGUGCACGAUCUCCAGGGCCUCGAAGGAGACGAGCAAAGGCAACGACGAGCCGAAGAAGGUGCCAGAGCUGCCACCACUGAAGCCACUCCCCAAGAAACGAAUAAGAGAGAGAAUGGAGGAGAUGCCUUCCUCCAAACGUAGAAGAGAAGCCCAUGGGAGGGCAGUACCAGCCCCAAAGCCACCGAAAUUCCAGGACAUUGGGGGCAACGUCAAGGUCCUGGAGACAGUCUGUCGUAUUCUGAUCCACAUGAAGCAUUCAGUGAUCUUCAGACAGCUGGGGGUGACGCCAACACGAGGAUUACUGCUCCAUGGGCCCCCAGGCUGUGGCAAGAAUCUCCUGGCUAAUGCCAUUGCUGGUGAGCUGGGGGUGCCAAUCCUCAAGAUUGCUCCCCCUGAGCUCAUUGGUGGACUCUCUGGGGAGAGUGAGUCCAAGAUUCGAGAGCUGUUCGAUCAGGCUCUGGCUCUGGCUCCCUGUGUUCUCUUCUUUGAUGAGAUUGACACUCUUGCUCCACACAGGGCUAAUGCCCAGAAGGAGAUGGAGAGGAGGAUAGUCACACAGCUGCUGGCUUGUCUGGAUGACCUGGGGUCGAGAGAGAAUGGGGAUAAAGUGCUUAUUCUCGGGGCGACCAAUCGCCCUGAGGUGCUUGAUCCAGCGUUAAGGAGGGCUGGGAGGUUCGAGAGGGAGAUUGCCCUGGGAAUUCCUGACAAGAAGACUCGUGAGAACAUCCUCAAGGUGCACUCUGCGACGUUGAAACUCACGCAUGAAGUCGAUCUUGGGAAGAUUGCAGCUGUGUCUCCAGGGUGUGUGGGUGCAGAUCUCGUGUCGAUCAUCAGGGAAGCUGCGAUUGCAGCUGUUGAUCGAGUCCUCAAGCAUCAGGAGAGCAAGGAGGAGGAGAAGAAGGGCGGGGAGGAGGAGGAGGAGGAGGAGCAGAAGAAGGGCGGAGAGGAGGAGAAACCUGUAGAGGAGGUGCCUGAAGCCACUGCUGAGGAGAAGGAGGAUACGACAGAAGUGGUGGAGAAUUCUGAUAAGAGCUCUAUGGAGACUGCUGGGGACAAGGAGACGGGGGAGACUCAGGAGCCAGAGGUGAUUGAUCUCAAGGAGGAUACGAAUCUACCUCAGAUGAGUAUAAAUGGAGAGGAGAGUGGGGAGAAGGAGGAGGAUGGCAGGGAGGAGUUCAAGGAGCUCGACAGACUUCUGAAGAUACUUCACAGUGAUGUGGCACUUACUCCGGAGCAGAUUGCUGAUAUUAAGAUAAAGGAUUCGGACUUUGAUGUCGCUGUGAGGGCUGUGCAGCCCUCUUCGAAGAGGGAAGGCUUCGCCACUGUUCCUGAUGUCACCUGGGAGGACAUUGGGUCCUUGAGGGAAAUCAGGGAGGAGCUGCAGAUGGCCAUUCUGGCCCCUGUCAAGUAUCGCAAAGAGUUUGAGACCUUUGGGCUGACGACACCCAGCGGUGUGCUCCUGUGUGGGCCUCCAGGGUGUGGGAAGACUCUUCUGGCUAAGGCUAUUGCUAAUGAGGCAGAGAUCAACUUCAUUUCGGUGAAGGGACCCGAGCUGCUCAGCAUGUAUGUGGGGGAGAGCGAGAAGGCGGUGAGACAGUGCUUUGUCAGGGCGAGGGAUUCGGCGCCUUGUGUCAUAUUUUUUGAUGAGCUCGAUGCACUGUGCCCUGUGAGGACCACUGGGGAUAACUCAGCGACGUCGAGGGUUGUCAAUCAGGUAUUGACGGAGAUGGAUGGCAUCGAGGGGAGGAAGGAUGUUUACUUGAUGGCUGCCACCAAUAGACCUGAAAUCAUCGAUCCUGCUGUUAUGAGGCCUGGACGGUUUGAUAAGAUUCUUUAUGUUGGGCUGCCCACUGGCGAGGACAGGGUCGACAUUCUCAAGGCUUUGACAAAGAAUGGAACAAAGCCCAAAUUUGCUGAGGAUGUGGAUCUAGAGGCGAUUGGGAAGAACGAGAGGUGUGAGGGAUUCACUGGGGCUGACUUGGGAUCUCUCGUUAAGGAAGCUAGUAUCCAGGCAUUCAAAGAAUCAAUGGCACAGUCCUCGGGCAUUACUGAAGUCCAUCAGAGACAUUUCGAUGUAGCUUUUAAGAAAAUUCAACCAUCAGUUAAAGAUAAGGAAAAGAAACAUUACGAAAAAUUGAAGAAACAGUAUACAGUACAAAAAUUCCAAAUCGAAGAUGUUGUAAUGGAGACUCCAGUCGACGUCCCCAUGCAGGAUGCAUCCAUGGAAGCCAUGGAAACGUGAAGCUGUUCAAUUUCUGUAUCAAGAAGUAGUUGGAAAGCACCUAACAUCUUUGAUUAUCAGUAAUAUCUUUAAGCCCAUUUUUCUUUCUAGUUUCCACUUGGAAGUUCGUGAAUACUGUUUUGUUCUAAUAUCUUCUCAUAUGCAUAUUUUUCACGAUAGCUUAUGUAUACGUUGGUAUAUCAAAAAUCAUAACAAACUAUGAAUAAACGAUAAUAAUUUUUGGGUAUGAACAA
Diachasma alloeum is the source of this 3109-nucleotide messenger RNA. RefSeq lists its product as uncharacterized. The transcript has 3 exons. Gene Ontology annotation, biological process: ribosome biogenesis. The record is from RefSeq and is a predicted model, not a curated record. Bases 96 to 2876 code for a protein of 926 amino acids. Gene Ontology annotation, molecular function: preribosome binding; ATP binding; ATP hydrolysis activity. NCBI's taxonomy places the organism in Eukaryota, Metazoa, Arthropoda, Insecta, Hymenoptera, Braconidae. Gene Ontology annotation, cellular component: nucleus.